This is a messenger RNA of Thalassophryne amazonica, 2172 nucleotides long. Its product is annotated as sodium- and chloride-dependent GABA transporter 2-like. NCBI's taxonomy places the organism in Eukaryota, Metazoa, Chordata, Actinopteri, Batrachoidiformes, Batrachoididae. Gene Ontology annotation, cellular component: membrane. The record is from RefSeq and is a predicted model, not a curated record. Gene Ontology annotation, biological process: sodium ion transmembrane transport.
AGCCCCGCCCUUCAUUCCACUCAUGUUAAAUACCAAACGUGAAUAUUUACAGAUACAUUUUCAGCCACAGCUUCAGCCGUGAGACAAGAACUGGUCACAGCCCUGCAAUGGACGGAGACGUAGGCCAACCCAGGAGCUGCUCCCCCACUCAGAGGAGAAGCUGGAGGAGCGCGGCCAGUGGACUAACAAGGUAGAAUUCAUCUUGUCUGUGGCCGGGUCCAUCAUCGGGCUGGGAAACAUGUGGCGCUUCCCGUACCUUUGCUACAAGAAUGGAGGAGGUGCUUUCCUCAUCCCCUACCUGAUCUUCCUCUUCACCUGUGGCAUUCCUGUCUUCUUCCUGGAGGUUUCCCUGGGACAGUACACCAGUCAGGGAGGCAUUACCUGCUGGAGAAAAAUCAGUCCCUUAUUUGAAGGUCUUGGCUAUGGAACGCAGGUGAUAGUCACGCUGUUGAACUUCUAUUACAUCAUUGUUCUGGCCUGGGGGAUUUUCUACCUGUCUUAUUCCUUUUCCUGGGUCCUGCCCUGGUCUUCCUGCAACAACUCAUGGAACACCGCAAAUUGUGUUGAGUUUCACAGGACAAAACACCUCAGGGACCACCAAGCCAUCCACCUAAAUGUCACGUCUCCUAUCAUAGAGUUCUGGGAGAGAAGAGCACUGAGGAUCUCACCAGGCAUUGACCACAUGGGUUCACUGAACUGGGACCUGGCCAUCUGUCUGUUCAUUGCCUGGGUCAUGUGCUAUUUCUGCAUCUGGAAGGUGAAAUCCACAGGAAAGGUGGUCUACUUCACUGCCAUUCCCUAUGUGAUGCUGGUUGUGCUGUUGGUCCGAGGUCUCACUCUGCCUGGUGCAGGGAUUGGGGUCCAGUUCUACCUUUACCCUGACCUUGGUCGACUGUCAGACCCACAGGUGUGGAUGGAUGCUGGUACGCAGAUCUUCUUCUCCUAUGCCAUCUGUUUAGGAUCACUGACCGCUCUGGGCAGCUACAACAAAUAUAACAAUAACUGCUACAGAGACUGCCUGGCACUGUGCUGUCUGAACAGUGGCACCAGUUUUGUGGCAGGUUUUGCAAUAUUCUCCAUCCUUGGAUUCAUGUCUUAUGAGCAGAACGUUCCCAUCUCAGAAGUGGCCGAAUCUGGACCCGGUCUUGCGUUCAUCGCUUACCCUCGUGCUGUGAGCAUGAUGCCCUUCUCUCCUGUGUGGUCUGCCCUCUUCUUCAUCAUGAUUGUUUUUCUGGGGCUGGACAGCCAGUUUGUGUGUGUAGAGAGCCUCAUCACAGCGAUCGUCGACAUGUAUCCUGCAGUGUUCCGGCGAAAAAACCGCAGGGAGCUGUUUCUCUUAGCAGUGGUCCUCCUGUCAUACCUCAUGGGCCUCAUCAUGCUGAUGGAGGGAGGCAUGUAUGUUUUCCAGCUCUUUGAUUACUAUUCAGCCAGCGGCAUGUGUCUUCUCUUCAUGUCCAUCUUUGAGACUGUCUGCAUCGCAUGGGUCUACGGUGUCAGUCGCUUCUAUGAUAACAUCGAAGACAUGAUUGGCUACCGCCCAGGACCUUACAUCAAGUAUUGCUGGUUGUUCGUCACCCCAGCCACAUGCAUCGGUACCUUUGCCUUCUCUCUCAUCAAGUACACACCUCUAAAGUACAACAAUGAGUAUGUGUACCCAUGGUGGGGUUAUGUAAUUGGUUGGUUGUUGGCGCUUUCUUCCAUGGUCUGCAUCCCUCUUUGGAUGGUUUACAAACUCAACACCACCCAAGGGACACUGAGAGAGCGUAUCCAGCUGCUCAUCACACCUGAUGACAGUUUACCCAAAACCAAGAAGGAGCAGGACAGGUUACUGGUUAUCUUUGCUCCUGAAGAAGAGGCCACCAUGACCAAAAAUGGCUACUUUCCCAUGUCAGAGAAAGAUUCUGACUUAUGAGGCCCCAACGAAGGGUUUAUGGGUAACAAAUGUGGGUUUUGGCUCCACUUCAAAAGCCCAUCCUUGGCUUGUUACAGCUUUGCCUCCAUCCCAAAGAUCACAUCAGUGAACAGAGGCUACCAACCGAACACAUUGUCGACAAAGUGGUUAGUUUGUUUGAUUUCAAAUUUUUCAAGAAUGUCAGUAUUGGUUUGUCAGUUUUUUUUCCCCACAUGGCUUUUUGUUGUUUUGAACAACAAAAACCAUUUACUCAUUUCAAA